CCCGAGUGUGGUCUCGCACUUACCAGUUGGUUUGGGCUGUAGGCGGCCGCGGCUGCGGAGGCCGCGGCGUGCACAUCUUCCGCACCGGGUAGACAGUGGCAGUGGCUCCGACUUGUAUUCCGCACCCCGGAGCGGACGAGAAGUGGUCCUCGGUGACAGCAGCGGCUGCCGGGUCUAGGGCAGAGGCUGCGAGUGGGGCGGGCGGGGGCGGCCAAGCGGUGUUGGGGACCAUCGCCCGAGACACCAAGCCGACCCUGUCGGAUAGCGUCCGGUGAAAAGGAGACGUCUGGCGCGGGUUCAGGAAGCCGGAAGGUCCGGAGUCUGUCCAGCUGCACGCCGUCCCGGUCAAGAUGGACGAGUCCAGGGUCUGGCUCCCCAUAUCUCUGCUCUUGGCCGCGGGCCCAUUGGCGCUGCUGCCGCCCGCGGUGUCCGGCUUCUCGCCUUCGCUGGACAGCGACUUCACCAUCACCCUUCCGGCUGGCCACAAGGAGUGCUUCUAUCAGCCCAUGCCCCUCAAGGCCACGCUGGAGAUCGAGUACCAGGUUUUAGAUGGAGCAGGAUUAGACAUUGAUUUCCACCUUACAUCUCCAGAAGGUAAAACCAUUGUUUUUGAACAGAGAAAAUCAGAUGGAGUCCAUAGUGUGGAGACAGAAGCUGGGGACUACAUGUUCUGCUUUGACAAUACAUUCAGCACCAUUUCCGAGAAGGUGAUUUUCUUUGAAUUGAUCCUAGAUAAUAUGGGUGAACAGGAACAAGAACAAGAAGACUGGAAGAAAUAUGUGACAGGCACAGAUUUGUUGGAUAUGAAACUGGAAGACAUUCUGGAAUCCAUCAACAGCAUCAAGUCCAGGUUAAGCAAGAGUGGCCACAUCCAGACCAUGCUAAGGGCCUUUGAAGCUCGGGAUCGAAAUAUACAAGAAAGCAACUUUGACAGAGUCAAUUUUUGGUCAAUGGUUAAUUUGGGAGUCAUGGUGGUAGUUUCAGCCAUUCAAGUAUAUAUGCUGAAAAGUCUUUUUGAAGAUAAAAGGAAAAAUAGAACUUAAUCCUGAUCAACUUAAUGAUAAAAGAAGGAAAUCAUGCAAUAAAUUAUACAGUAAGGGUCAUUAAUUUUCUUUUCCAACUUCCUUUUCAGCAAGCACUAUUAUUUUAAGUGAAACGUAGUAUCAAUAUGAAAGAAAUGUCUUCCCCUUCAUUUGGCAAGUGCUGUUCUUGAUACUAUAAACUUUAUGUUUAUCAUUAGGUCUAUACCAGCAAUUUUUUGCAUUUGACAAUUAAGAUGAGACAAGCCAGUGUAUAAAGCAGUGUUCUUAAAAAUCAGUCCUUAUUAGAUUGGAAGAAUCCGUCCAUCAUCUUAUGUGUUCUAACCAUUCAGUGAAUUUAUUACUCAAGUAUAUUCCAACAAAGUUACCUUGUAUUCAAACUCUUAUUUAGAAAUUUCUUCCUAAAUUUUGUAAUUACAGAAUAUCAUUAAAAACUUUGAAAGGACCUUAGGGAUUACUGCCCCCCAAGUAGUUAUCCAGAUUCCACUUGGGAUGACUACACAAGUGUGCUCUAAUAGUGUUACCCUGCCCUUCAAAUUCUUACUUAAAAGCUAUCUCUCAGGGCAGGCUAUUUCAUUUUCAGGCAGUUCAAAUUAUUAGGAAAUGUCAUCUUCAAAAGUUAUACAGGAUCAGUUGAAUCCCUCUUCUUCAAGACAGUCUUUUCAGUAUCUGAAUUUGGUCAUCAUGUCUUGAUGAAAUCUUUUCUUUUUCAGGGUAAACAUCAUCCCCGGUUCUUUCUAUCACCAGUCCUCAUAGGAAAUAGUUGAUCAUCUCCUUACUCUUCUUACUCCCCUCCUCUGGGUACGUUUCAGCUUGCCAGUGACUCUGAUAAGGCUAUACUAGAAAGAGGUUAUAUUUCCAAUGUAGCAGAACAAGUUAAACACGGUGAGAUUAUUACUUUACUUGUCCUGAGAUACUUCUAUUAAUGCAGGCUAAAUCACAUUGGGUUUUUGGCAGCUGCAUCACAGUGCUGACUUAAGUAAGCUUGCAAUUGGCUAAAACCCCUGAGGCUUUUUGACAUGAAGUGCUUUCUAAGCUACAUCUCCCCUUUCCUAAAUUUGAAUGGUGAAUUCUUUCGAGCCCAUGUAAAGGAGUUUAUUUUUAUCUAUAUUAAAUUUCAUCAUGCUGGAUUUGGCCCAUCAUUUCAGCCCAUCAGGAUCUUUAGGGAUCUUGAUUCUGUCAUCCACUAUAUCACAAUCCUUCUUAACUCUGUUGUCUGCAGGUUUCAUAAACAUGCCGUGUUGGUCUUUUUCUCAAGUCAUUGAUAAAGGUGUUUAACAGAGCAGGGCCAAGGACUUUGCACGAGACAGAAUGACAAAAUUUGAGAGUUGGGAGGGGCCUCAGCAGCCACUUAGUCCCACUCUUACCCAAAAGGAAGCCCUACAUUAACAUCACUGACCAGUGUCAUCUGCCUCACUCGGGCCUGCAGCCCCUCGAGAAGAAACCAACCGCCUCCCAAGACUCUUUCUAGUUAAGAUGUUUUUCUUGCUGUCAGGCCAAAAGGUGCCUCUUUGCAAUGUCCACCUCCUGUCCCUGGCUUUGCCCUCCAAGGCCAAGCGACCCAGCUCAAAUCCUCUUUUCCAGGAUAGCUCUUCAGAUACUUGAACUUGGCUAUCCUGAGCCGCCCCCCUCUUCCCCCUACCCCAAGCCUGUGUUCUCUACAUUUAAACAUUCUCAGUCUCUUCUGCUCUCCAUCUUAGAAUGAAAUGGACUCAAGGCCUUCCCCAUCCUGGUUGCCUUUCUCCGGAUGAUCCCGUGGCAUCGGGAACUGAACAAGAUGUUCUAGAUGAGAUCCAACAAAGGCAGAGUAUGGAGACACACU
This is a messenger RNA of Trichosurus vulpecula (common brushtail), 2862 nucleotides long. RefSeq names its product transmembrane p24 trafficking protein 5 (gene TMED5). Lineage: Eukaryota; Metazoa; Chordata; Mammalia; Diprotodontia; Phalangeridae. The coding region runs from base 351 to 1043 and encodes 230 amino acids. The transcript has 4 exons. The record is from RefSeq and is a predicted model, not a curated record. Gene Ontology annotation, cellular component: endoplasmic reticulum-Golgi intermediate compartment; COPII-coated ER to Golgi transport vesicle; Golgi apparatus. Gene Ontology annotation, biological process: endoplasmic reticulum to Golgi vesicle-mediated transport; intracellular protein transport; Golgi organization.